AUGGCCGAGUACAAACCUGGAUACGGAGGCUACGCCGACCUCGAAGGCAACGGCCGCUUGGCGCCCUACGCCAUUCGCAGCCAGGAUAUGCGCGCCUACAUGGCCGAGUUCGUCGGCACCUUCAUCCUCGUGCUCAUCGGCGAUGGCUCCGUGGCCCAGUUCGUGCUCAGCAAGAGAGCCGCCGGUGACUACCUCUCCGUGAACCUGUGCUGGGGCAUCGCGCUGCUGUUCGGCGUCCACUUCUCCGGUGGCGUGAGCGGUGGCCACCUCAAUCCUGCGGUCAGUGUGACGAUGGCCCUCUUCAAGCGCUUCGAGUGGCGCAAGGUCCCGGGCUACAUCAUCGCGCAGACGUUGGGCGCCUUCGUUGCUGCACUGGUGCUCUACAUCGUCUACUACCCGUGGCUCGACAUCGUGGAUCCGGAGCGCGAGUUCACGCAGGGCAUCUUCGCCACGUACCCGAACCCACAGAUCCCCAACUGGACCGCGUUCGCCAACGAGGUCAUCGGCACGGCCCUGCUCGUUGGUGGCAUCUUCGCUCUGUGUGACCAGAUCAACAAGCCCGCGAGUCCCUACAGCUUCCCCGGCGCAGUGGGCCUCCUACUCACAGGUAUCGGCAUGUCGUUCGGCCUCAACACAGGCUACGCUCUCAACCCCGCCCGUGACUUUGGCCCUCGCCUCCUUACGCUCUUCGGCGGCUGGGGCUGGAAGGUGUUCUCGUCGCACGGCGGAUACUUCUGGAUCCCGAUCCUGGGCCCGUUCAUGGGCGCUGUCCUGGGUGCGGCCAUGUACGUGGGCCUCGUGGAGCUCCACCACCCGCCUCAGUAA
Molecule: messenger RNA, 825 nt
Organism: Phytophthora sojae
Lineage: Eukaryota; Oomycota; Peronosporomycetes; Peronosporales; Peronosporaceae
Exons: 1
Coding region: 1-825 (274 amino acids)
Biological process (GO): water transport; glycerol transmembrane transport
Cellular component (GO): plasma membrane
Molecular function (GO): glycerol channel activity; water channel activity
Source: RefSeq, a predicted model, not a curated record